Drepanopeziza brunnea f. sp. 'multigermtubi' MB_m1 is the source of this 528-nucleotide messenger RNA. RefSeq lists its product as uncharacterized. Lineage: Eukaryota; Fungi; Ascomycota; Leotiomycetes; Helotiales; Drepanopezizaceae. The record is from RefSeq and is a predicted model, not a curated record.
AUGUCUGAUAACGAGACCUCCGGCGAUAUUAUGAGCAUUAAUGACUUCAAGUUCCUGGUCACUUGCCUCAAGAACACUACCGGUGGCUCGCUCGUCGUCGACAUCGAGAAGGUCGCCGAGGCCAGUGGCAUGAAAAACCCUCGCUCCGCCCAGAACAAAAUCGGCGCGCUCAGAAAGAAGUGGGGUAUAAACAUGAUCACUCACAAGAGCAAAGAUAUCAAGGAUGCCGCCGAUAGCAACCACGACGCCGCCGCCGCUGCCGGUCCCUCGAUCUCAAGAACCCCAGCUCCACCCAAGACGCCCAAGGGCAGAGUCACCAAGACCAAAGCCGCCGCGAAGAAGGCGCCCGCCAAGAAAACUCCCGCGGCGAAGGGCAAGACUACCGCCAGGGGCAAGAAGGCUGCUGUGGUCUCUCCCGUGAAGGCUACCAAGGUCGAGAAGGAAGACGAAGAGGAGAUGGAAGAUGCUCAGGAGAGCCAGCAAGAGGAGGAGGAAGGUGGCGAGAGCAGUACAGAGGAAGAAGAGUAG